GCUCGCUUCGGCAUCCUUCUUUCGCUGUUGCUCCGAGGCCGACUGAGGGGUUCGCAGCAGCCGCCUCCUCAGCGCAGCAUCGCCUCUCUUCUCCUCGCCCCCCCGGAUACAACAUGGCAAGCACCUUCGCUCGGGUCUUCUCCUCCAGAGCGAGGAGAGUGGGCAUCCUGUCGCUGGUGGGCGCGGGCUCCUUGGCCACGGGCUUCUUCUUCAACAGGGACUAUGUGGGCGCAGCGUCUCAGCAACGCAAACUCUACCCUCCCAGUGCCGAGUACCCUGAUCUGAGAAAACACAACAACUGCAUGGCCAGCCAGCUCACUCCAGCCAUCUAUGCCCGGCUGUGCGACAAAGCUACACCCAAUGGCUUCACGCUGGACCAAGCCAUUCAGACAGGAGUGGACAACCCAGGACACCCUUUCAUCAAAACCGUGGGCAUGGUUGCUGGGGACGAGGAAUCCUACGAGGUUUUUGCUGAGAUCUUUGAUCCAGUCAUAAAGGAAAGGCAUAAUGGCUAUGACCCCCAGACAAUGACACACCCCACUGACUUGGAUGCCAGCAAGAUACGGUCAGGGCAGUUCGAUGAGCGCUAUGUGCUGUCUUCUCGAGUGCGCACGGGUCGCAGCAUCCGUGGCCUGAGCUUGCCCCCCGCCUGCACGCGUGCGGAGCGCAGAGAGGUGGAGCGGGUGGUGGUGGAUGCCCUCAACGGGCUUCAAGGUGAUCUGAAGGGCCGUUACUACAGCCUAACCCAGAUGACAGAGCAGGAGCAGCAACAACUCAUCGAUGACCAUUUUCUCUUUGAUAAGCCAGUGUCGCCGCUCCUGACCUGUGCAGGAAUGGCUCGCGACUGGCCUGAUGCACGAGGAAUCUGGCAUAAUGAUCAGAAGACCUUCUUAAUAUGGAUUAAUGAAGAGGACCAUACACGGGUUAUCUCCAUGGAGAAAGGAGGCAACAUGAAGCGCGUGUUUGAGCGUUUCUGUAAGGGACUCCAAGAGGUGGAGAGACUGAUCCAAGAGAAGGGCUGGGAAUUCAUGUGGAAUGAAAGGCUUGGCUACAUUCUCACCUGCCCCUCCAACUUGGGCACAGGGCUAAGGGCCGGUGUUCAUGUCAAACUACCUCGGCUCAGCAAGGAUGCUCGUUUGCAAAAGAUCCUGAACAAUUUGCGUCUUCAGAAGCGUGGCACAGGGGGUGUAGACACUGCAGCAGUGGGCAGCACCUUUGACAUCUCCAACCUGGACCGAUUGGGCAAGUCAGAGGUUGAGCUGGUCCAGAUAGUGGUAGAUGGCGUAAACUACUUGAUUGACUGUGAGAAGAGGCUGGAAAAAGGCCAGGACAUCCGAAUCCCACCACCAAUCAGCCAGUUCAAGUAGAAUAACAUCAGGCUUCCAUCGUUCUUGGCUGCUCCAUCUGCAAUUGUCAUGUAUAAGCAAUUAGAUACAUAUUCAUAAUAUAAUCUAUAUCCAAGAAAAUGCUUAUGAAAUGGAAAUAAUGGUACCUAAUAAAGUAUUGU
This is a messenger RNA of Scleropages formosus (Asian bonytongue), 1507 nucleotides long. RefSeq names its product creatine kinase, mitochondrial 1 (gene ckmt1). The transcript is spliced from 10 exons. Gene Ontology annotation, biological process: phosphocreatine biosynthetic process. NCBI's taxonomy places the organism in Eukaryota, Metazoa, Chordata, Actinopteri, Osteoglossiformes, Osteoglossidae. Gene Ontology annotation, molecular function: creatine kinase activity. The coding region runs from base 114 to 1367 and encodes 417 amino acids. The record is from RefSeq and is a predicted model, not a curated record. Gene Ontology annotation, cellular component: mitochondrion.